Messenger RNA from Juglans microcarpa x Juglans regia, 2286 nucleotides. RefSeq names its product probable N-acetyl-gamma-glutamyl-phosphate reductase, chloroplastic. NCBI's taxonomy places the organism in Eukaryota, Viridiplantae, Streptophyta, Magnoliopsida, Fagales, Juglandaceae. The transcript has 15 exons. Gene Ontology annotation, biological process: L-arginine biosynthetic process. The record is from RefSeq and is a predicted model, not a curated record. Gene Ontology annotation, molecular function: NADP+ binding; protein dimerization activity; N-acetyl-gamma-glutamyl-phosphate reductase (NADP+) activity. The coding region runs from base 802 to 1983 and encodes 393 amino acids.
UCUUAGAUUUUUUUUUUUUUUUUUUGUAAUUUUAUGUUAUUAGGCAACACAAAAAGAUAUCCUAAAAAUUUUGGGAAUUAUGAGCCAAACCUAACUGUUUUAGAAGUUUGAGUACGGACAAUUCCCCCGCACGACCUCACCGCCGUUGCUGUGCCACGACCAUGCUUUCACUAGUCUGCAGUUCCUUGAAAAUUCAUUUUUAGUUAGCAGGAAACACUGGAGCACAAGAACUAAAAAGAAGAAGUCGUAAUGAUUCAAGAAAUCUGAGUUAAAUAGGGUUCCGGUCUUGAGAGAGAAGGGGCGGGGGGGCUUCAGGAGAAAGAGAGAGUGACUGAAGGGGAGAUGGCUUCUUGCGGGAGGAUGAUUUCCUCAAAUCGGUUCUACCGUGUUCCGCACAAAUCACUUACGUGUCAGAUUUCUAUUGAAGAGGGUAAAAUCAAACUUCACGCCGCAUCCUGUUGGCUGUUUGAAGGUGACUCUUUCUCAAUAAUAAAGUGUCAGAGCUCAAACACCUCUGACUUUCUUCCCAGACUCCACUGUCUCUUUUCGUUCCAUUCUCUCGAAGUGUUACCCUCUCCUUCCCCCUUUCCCCUCCCUCUAAAUCGAGACGAUUGUGCCUUCUUGAUAGGGUGAGUCCUCCAACUCACUUUCAUGGUUUCACCUGCUCCUUGAUCCAUUUUCUACUUCCAGAUUCUCUUGGGCUUUCGCUAGUCCAAAAGCACAUUUUAUUCCGUCUCCCAAAACAAACGCUAUUCUGCAAAUUGAUUUUUGCAUCAAGUUCUUAAGCACCCCAUAAAGGACAUGUGGACUGCAAACUUCAGUUCGAUUUCUUUUGGCACUGGAUGCUUUGGGAAGGACGGAGCAAUUAUUACAAAGGUUAAUAAGCGAAAGGAAGGGAAGAUAUUUGUCAAAUGUGCUGUGAAUACCAAAACCCAGAAACCAGACAAGGCAGUUCGGAUUGGUGUUCUUGGAGCUAGUGGUUACACUGGUUCUGAGAUUGUUCGGUUGCUGGCAAACCAUCCACACUUUGGCAUUAGUCUGAUGACUGCUGAUAGAAAGGCUGGUCAAUCGAUUGGAUCAGUGUUCCCUCAUCUGGUCUCACAAGAUUUACCGGAUAUGGUUGCCAUCAAGGAUGCCGACUUUUCUGAUGUUGAUGCUGUGUUUUGUUGUUUGCCGCAUGGGACCACUCAGGAAAUCAUCAAAGGCCUUCCUAAGGGUUUGAAGAUUGUUGAUCUUUCUGCAGACUUCCGGCUGCGAGAUAUAUCUGAAUAUGAAGAAUGGUACGGUCAGGCACACAGAGCACCAGAUUUGCAGAAAGAAGCUGUAUAUGGUUUGACAGAGAUUUUGAGAGAGGAGAUUAAAAGUGCACGUCUAGUUGCUAAUCCUGGUUGUUAUCCAACAUCCAUUCAGCUUCCUCUUGUUCCAUUGAUAAAGGCUAAUCUCAUUCAAUAUAGAAAUAUUAUUAUUGACUCAAAAUCUGGUGUGAGUGGAGCAGGGCGCGGUGCUAAGGAGGCAAAUUUGUACACUGAAAUUUCUGAAGGCAUUUAUUCUUAUGGGAUGACCAGGCAUCGCCAUGUUCCAGAAAUUGAACAGGGACUCUCCGAUGCUGCGCAUUCAAAAAUAACAAUCAGUUUCACUCCACACCUAAUGCCAAUGAACCGCGGAAUGCAAUCAACUAUGUAUGUGGAAAUGGCUGCUGGUGUAACAACUGAGGAUUUAUACCAACAAUUGAAGAUAUCUUAUCAGGAUGAAGAAUUUGUUAUUUUGUUGGAGAGAGGAGUUGCCCCUCACACUCAUAAUGUUCGAGGAUCCAAUUAUAAUUUAAUAAAUGUCUUUCCUGAUCGAAUACCAGGAAGGGCAAUAAUUACUUCAGUUAUUGAUAAUCUUGUAAAGGGAGCAUCAGGUCAAGCUUUACAGAAUCUCAACAUCAUGUUGGGAUAUCCAGAAAAUACCGGGCUUCUUUACCAGCCCCUGUUUCCUUGAGAACUCGUUAUUUCCAUAUUCGGAAAGAGUCCAAGCAUGAAAUUAUGUUGCGGAGCAUCUCUUGGCAGUUCCUCGCGGUUUCUGAGUUUUGAAGUGCAUAUAAGAAUAAUGAUCAAAGAUCAAAGACUAUUGUUAUCUCAUAUUAGAAAUAAUGUGUGUUUAUUCGAUGAACGUAGGAAAUAAUGUGCAUUUUUUGGGAUUAAGACUCUCCUUUGAACGGAGGAUGCCCCGAUUUAAUGCACGGUAGUUUGCUACUUGAGGGUGAACAUACCUAAUGAAUGCAUGAGCGUGCAUGAUGAGCCA